Rattus norvegicus (Norway rat) is the source of this 1097-nucleotide messenger RNA. NCBI's taxonomy places the organism in Eukaryota, Metazoa, Chordata, Mammalia, Rodentia, Muridae. The record is from RefSeq and is a predicted model, not a curated record.
AUGGAUCAAAAUGUUGAUCAGCCAAGGCAGGAGGAGCCCAGCCUUCGCCUGGAAAAACUACAACACUGGGCAAAACGCAGGCACAGUGGACAUCUACUGGUGCUGGCGGUGAGCCAACUAUGGCUGGCAAUAGCUGUGGUCCCCUUUACUCUCUCGGUUUCCUGCUUGAACUCUGCCUGUCACCUGGCCACAGUGCUGCCACUUUGGCCUGGAGCCUCGGGUCUCCUCACUGGCAUCGUUACCCUUGAAUUUCGAAGAGCACCUUGCAUCUGGAAGGUGCGGGCCAUGAUGAUAUCCAACACCUUGAACCUGAUCUUGGGCUUCAUUGCGGUGGUGAUGGAGGUGAUCAAGACAGCCUUGGGGACUGCCUCUGCUGACUCCUCCCAGUCGACAGGGUUGCUGGUGCUAGAGCUCAGCGCCGAGGCCUUCACCCUAGGGGGAGUGCUGUUCUCAACAUACGCUCUAUUCUUGCUGAGCCAGAGGAAGCCUGGAUCCUUCAAGAAGUCAAGGCUGCAGUACCAGGAGCUACAGGAGGGUCUCUCUGAGGUGGAGGAGGUUUCUGGUUUGGAGAAUGAUCCCGUGGUGGCUAGCACAGGAAAUAGAACGGAGGAGUGAGUGGGAAAGACAGGUGCCACUGUCCUCCUACGCCAAGGGGAGUAUCUCCAGGCACUUCUGCAUCGUGCACCUCUCUUGGACUAUAACUGGACUCCCCCAAGAUGUGCAUGAAGCCCAAAGGAGUGUUCUCAGUUUCCCCUCAAACCAGGCCCAUUUCUCUUCUCUUCUCCAUUAGAGGAAGAUAAUCUCUGGACUAGAGACCUCCCUCACCUCACUCCUUGUCAAGCAGCUUCUUUCCUUGCAUUCUUCGCCUUCUUCCUCCCUGCCUCUCCAUCCAGCUUCACGUCUGCCUCAUCUCACUGUUCACCUUUCACAAUCCCAUCCACUCCAAGCCCGGCUGCUGCACCAGCCAACCCAGAAUCCGCGUCGGUUGUGCUCCAGGUCUCCCUUGGAUCCGGGUCCUGCCUAAUUUACCAGACUACAAAUCCCAGGAUGCCCCGCUACCCCGUGACCUACUGCAAAAUAAAGAGCCUUCCCUCGGC